AUGGAGCAAGUCUUCUUGGCUGCCGCAGAGUUGGGCUGUGACGACUGGCGGGACUAUUGCCUCAAGGAGCUGACGAGGAAUUUCCCUUCCUCCCUUCGAGUAGAGCGCUUGAAAGGCAUCGAGAAGGAAUGCCAAGGAGAAUGGAAGGAGGCCGAGAAGAUCUAUCAAAAGAUCCUCUCGACCAAACCAGAGGACUGGCAUCCGUAUAAGCAGCAGAGCGGCAAAGUGCCAGAGGCCAUCGAGUCGAUCAACAAAUACCUGGAGACCUUCAGCACCGACUCCGAGGUCUGGCAUGAACUCGGCGAAUUGUACAUUGAGGUUGGGCAUUUACAGCGAGCAGCUUUUUGCUUCGAAGAGCUCAUCGUGCACAAUCCUCGCUCGAUGUAUACCAUCCUGACCUAUGCAGAGCUUCUGUACUCCACCGGCGACUUUGAAGCCAGCCGGAAAUACUUUAGCAUGGCCUCCUACCUGGAUGAGACCAAUCUUCGGGCCUUGUGGGGCUUGGCCACGUGCAACAUGGUGCGCGUCACGUUCAACGUGCUCGCCUUAGCAGAGAAGGACAAAGCCCGAGAAAAGUCUCUUGGUCCAAGCGAUGAACAUGGCCGGGAAACGGAACUCAAUGUCUUUCAAGUUGACCGAGCGAUUUGGACUGUAUAUACUGUAUAUAUGUUUGAACCACUGUUUUAA
This is a messenger RNA of Durusdinium trenchii, 687 nucleotides long. The record is from the annotation of a GenBank genome assembly. NCBI's taxonomy places the organism in Eukaryota, Dinophyceae, Suessiales, Symbiodiniaceae.